GCGCCCUUUGCGGCGAGACAGCGGGAGGAGUAGGGAUCUGCGUGCUGUGCCAGCGCUCCGGGCCUGAGCUCCUGUACAGAUCGCGAAGGAUGCCGAGUUGUGACUUGGCAAACUGAAACAUGACUGAUACAGAUGAAACCCAGGCUUCUGGCUCUGAUUACCCCGAUGCCCAAGAGCUGAUCAGCCAUCAGCAGGAGGAGCCAUCUGAGGUGCAUUCAUGGCAAAGGAAUACAGGAACAGAGCGUUUGCAUUCAAGGCAGAAGGUGGCUGCUCCUAGGGAGUCUUCAGAUCAUCCUAACAGCAUGUGUAAAUCAUCAGCAGCUCCAGCUGAGGUUUUACUGAUUAGCAGUGAUUCAGAAAUUGAUGUGUCUGCAGCUCAUCCUGAGUGCUCCAUUGCUUCGAAGCGGAAAAGGAGAUCUCAAUCUUCAAGGCAGCAAGCUGAAUCUGUUACAGGAGUACCUGACAAUGAAAGUUCCUCAGAUUCUUCUCUGUCUCCCCAAAGACCAGGGAAAUCAUUGGAAGUUCCCAAGCAGCAGAAGUCAAAACUCAAUUUGAAGGCCAUUUUUGCCUAUCACUUCAGGGGAAGGAAGUUCAAAGCAGCUGCACACCGAAAAUACAAAAUUUACCCACAGAAGUACAAGAAGAAGGAAAAAAAGGAUGAGGGCACACGGAUGCCCACGGGGAGGCCCCCACUCACAGCCUCACCUCAGGAGCAAAAGAGGAGGCUUCUAGACAGAGGUCUUCAGUUCCCUUUUGUUGAAAAACAUUAUGGGGAGAAACAUAUUCCCUUAAAGAUGGUUCUUGGCUAUGAGCAAGCAGCUGCAAAGGGAUAUUUCAAGUACAUUGAAGUGCUUAAAUAUGAAGACCAUCUUAAAAAAGCUUUAAAAACCCUUCAGGCCAGUGAUGACUUAGAAAAAGAAUGUAUGGUGUUUCGGAAAUACAAAUACUUAGAUGAUGAAGGCCCCAUUUCCCCUAUUCGGGAGACAGAUGAUGAUGAGGACAGCUUGAAUUCUGAUAUUCAGGAACCGUUUGAUGCCAGAGUAGUGGAGAACAGCUCUUUCAUUCUAAGCAGUACAAUUCCCAGUAAAAAAAAGUCAAAGUCAGGAAGAAAACGUGCAAAAUCACCAGAAGUGAUUGAAAUAAUGGAUGAAGAAGAUGGUGCUGAAGAGAACUCGGUGCCUCUGCAAGGCUCAGCUCGGUGAGCGGCAGAUGGACAAAAGGGGUGGCAGUGGUCGUUCUGCAGAUACCUCUUUCAUGGGCCAGUUUGGUUUACAACAUCAGUCUGGAGUCGGUGUUGAACUCUCCACCCAGCUGCCUAGGCACAUUUGCCUUACUUUUGUUGUUUUUGAAGAUGAAAUACAUCAUGUUUUUUUUGGCUGCAUAAGGUAGAGAACUACACUGGGAAGUACAUCAGGCUGGCACAGUGUAAGUUGUCCUGAGGAGUGUAUGUGGGUCUGAACUCCUCACCACAAUUACCUUGGUUCAAGCUACCUGUCUAGAACUGGAAAGCGUGGUCACUGUCAGCUGCUUCUACUGCUAACAAUGAACACACUGACACUGCAGCAGCAGCAGUUGUAACUUCUUGGGGAUCUCUUGAAUUCUUAUGGCUGUUUGCUGACCUGAUUCACAAAUCCAUUACUUCAGUGGACAGCAACAAUGGUAGCAAAAGAGGGGCAUUCCUGUGAUGGGUGGAAAAGAUUGGAAGGCCUCUACUCAGGUAUAAAAUACUUUGUUGUGUCAUCAGCAUUCAGCCAGUGUAACUGUCUGGCUGGCUUCAUACUGAGAUAAAAGCACACAAUCUUGAUGGACUGCUAAAAUACUGAGGAAACCUGAAAGUAUUACUUAUAUACAACAAUUUAUUUUAGGAAGUGCACCUGAAGUCCAGUCUGAAGUAGCAUCUUGGUACUUAAGAGGAAGUGAAGGAAGAAAUGUAGGAUGCCAUUUCACAGAAGUCUGAAGCUGCUUUGAGGGUGCUCGAGCAUACUGAACAAAGUGAACUGCCCUGAGUUUAAAAAAUGGAAGCAACCUGUUGAACAGGGUCUGCUUCCAAGGUGCUGCCUGUCAGAGGGAUGAGGAACACCGUGUGGGAGCUACCAAAGUGAGUGUGAAGAUCCUGAUGAUGUUGCUGCAAGCCUGCUGCAAAGAACUGCACAGCUGUUAUAAAUGAAGAAAGAACCUUCUCUAGAGUUUAUUGCAGUUUUUUUGGAAUUAAACACUCAUUUAAAGUU
This is a messenger RNA of Catharus ustulatus (Swainson's thrush), 2228 nucleotides long. It is a transcript of the gene TAF1D, whose product is annotated as TATA-box binding protein associated factor, RNA polymerase I subunit D. The coding region runs from base 120 to 1202 and encodes 360 amino acids. Gene Ontology annotation, biological process: regulation of DNA-templated transcription. The record is from RefSeq and is a predicted model, not a curated record. Gene Ontology annotation, cellular component: nucleoplasm; RNA polymerase transcription factor SL1 complex; nucleus. The transcript has 16 exons. NCBI's taxonomy places the organism in Eukaryota, Metazoa, Chordata, Aves, Passeriformes, Turdidae.